CCACCCCUCCCAUAACCAAAGGGGCAAAAUCCCGCUUUUGCUUUAGCUGGUUCUUUUUGGCCACGCCCCCACUCACCUAAGCCAGUCUCGCCUGUAUUAGAAGGUUCAGUAAUAUUAGUGUUUGUUAAUUCCACAAAACCCUACGCCAGAAACUUCUUUUAUUUAUCAGUUCUUGGUCAAAUAGAUGCAUCUUCCACAUUAAUCAGUUCUGGAUCAUGUUUAAGAGUAUGAGUUAGCAGGCUAUCAUGUGAUGGAGGACAAGUAAAUGGAUAAUUGCAUUACAGGGUUAGAAUAUUUCCUGAGGUCCUACUGUCAUUGUACCGUCUACUAUAGUCAGAUUCAUGAAAGUGUGGCACCAGCACUUGAUGUGAAGGCUUACUUUGAUGGUCUGCAGCUUCUCCAUCUUCCAUUUCAGUGAUUCCGAAAAUGAAACCAAGAACCAAUGUGGGGCCAAGGUCCCAGAGGUCCAAAGGUGUUCAGAGUGAGGGGCCAAACUGGGUCAUAAUUGCAGGCAGUGCAUUAUUAAGUACAUUAUCUGUUCGCUUAGGCUACAAGCUGAAGCAGGUGCUUGACUCGAGACAACAGAACAAGACCACCAGCAGUUUAAAAGGAAACGAAAAAUCUCCUGAAGGAAGGAAGUUAGGAAAUGGUCAUUUGCAGUCAAGUACUUAUUAUUUUGCCCAAGAUGAUGAUGGCUGCUACAAUUGCAAUACAGGAGCUGGAGGAUUGGGGGUUAUAAAGCAGCAGCAAUUUAAUGGGUCUGAGCCUGAAAUGGUGCUCCCUCUUGUGACUGUUCCUGCCCUCGAAUUCAAUAAAGAGAAUGGUGGGCCGUGGUCAAGCUCUCCUGACCGUCUUGAACUGCCACAGAAACCAUUUCAUCACUCGAACAGCUCCGAGUCGCCAUGCGUCUCAGAAUCUGGUUCUGACAUAUACAGCAAGCGAGAAGUGAUACAAAAGCUGAGACUACAGUUAAAGAGAAGGGACGAAACAAUAUUAGAGAUGCAAGAGCAGAUUGUAGAGUUGCAGGGUUCUCUCAAUACUCAGCUGUCGCAUUCUGCCCAUCUGCAGUCAUUGCUGGACGCUGCAAACAGGGAUCUGUUUGAUUCAGAGAGAGAGAUACAGAGGUUGAGGAAGGCAAUUGCAGAUCAUUGCGUUGGACAAGUGGGUUCUUGCGAUAAGUCCCCAACAGUACCUGUAUGGCCAGCUGAAGUCCGAUAUGGUCAUAUGAACGGUCACACAAAUGGUCACCUGGAAAUUGAUAGAAAUUCGGAUACCUCAGAUAAGGGAAGAGGAGAUGGGGAAAGGUUCGAAAUGCUGAAGCGCGAAAAAGAUGAGUUAAAAGAAGUGAUUGAAGGGAAGGAUUAUCUGAUCAGGAGCUACAAGGAGCAAACUGCUGAGUUAUCAAUCAAGGUCAAGGAGCUGCAACAAAGAUUGGAUGCUCAGCUCCCAAAUAUUUUGUAGGCGCGGUUAGAGUUGUGUAUUCUUUAGUUUGCCUCCAUCUUAUGUUUCUCAUUCCCUUGAUUGGUUUUAAGCUUCAUGAUAUGGGAAUGCUCUUUUCUCGGGUUUCUUCUGUUUUUUUUCCCCUUCCUUUUAUGUUUUUAUUCCUUACCUCCAUCUAUUCCAUUCUGUUUUCUGUUCAUAAUGUUUGACGAAACGAUUUGGAGAACGUUCGUAGAAGUAGUAGAUUGAGUUUGAGGAUUGCUUCAUGUAUUGCUGAACAUGUAAAAAUGGUUCAUGUCGUCCAUACAUGUAGGAGUUUUAUUCGAAGUUAUAAAAUAGACGUUUGCUCAGCAGUUUGAUCA
Nicotiana tabacum (common tobacco) is the source of this 1802-nucleotide messenger RNA. The record is from RefSeq and is a predicted model, not a curated record. Lineage: Eukaryota; Viridiplantae; Streptophyta; Magnoliopsida; Solanales; Solanaceae.